This is a messenger RNA of Haliotis rufescens (red abalone), 2291 nucleotides long. RefSeq lists its product as uncharacterized. The transcript has 2 exons. NCBI's taxonomy places the organism in Eukaryota, Metazoa, Mollusca, Gastropoda, Lepetellida, Haliotidae. The record is from RefSeq and is a predicted model, not a curated record. Bases 139 to 1428 code for a protein of 429 amino acids.
AAGGUAUUUUAAGACUCCGUGAUUUAGAGUCUCUCGAAGGUAUAUAGUUUCUGAGACACUCAAUGGACGGUGUGGGUAGAUCUGGAGAUUCCUUGGACACUCUGUGGAGUCUUUGAGGAUGAUUUGUUGCCUCUUCUGAUGCCACCUGGGUGUGUCAUGCCUCCUUCGCCUACAUGGAGAAGGGGGUCAUUUGGGAGGGGGGUGCUCAACCCUGGCACCCCUCGGGCAGAUUUUCGCCUGGAUGUGACUAGGGUGAAUGAGAACAGAAGCACGGACAGACGGACAUCAGCUGGACAUAGAUGUCCGAACCUCGGACCGACAAGGCAGGAUACACAAUUAUUCUUCAGACAGACUGGGCGAGCUAGGGUUAGCGACAGGCGACUAGGAAAGGCGCGAGAAUCUCACAGGAGUACAUCCGUCCCUCCAAAAACAGCGCCAUCUUUAAUUCCGUUUGGCUCCCUUUCGACAAAGUCACAUGACCCAGACAGUGUCAGUGUUAGGAGCAAUGACUCUCGGUCAAGUGCAAACGGAAGCUCUCAACGGUUAUGUGUGACGUCACUUGUGCUAAGGAAAGAUAACUCCUCUGCCUUGAAUUCUCGACAGGGUACGUUUGUAAGAAGCAAGACUGAAUAUUACGAUUAUGCGUCUUCCAAUGGAAUGUUGACUUCGCCUCGACGGAGAAUGUACAAGAGGAGUGACAGAGUUAUCGUUCCUUCCAAAUAUGGCUACCACCCUCGAAGCCAUUCGCCGACCUUCAAAUGCCUUAUUCAAGCCUCGGAUAAGUUAAGUCGUCUGCUAGGCACGGUGACCCGGUCAGUGGUCACGUCUACAGCCUCCUCAGACACAGAUGGGACCAGUGCUCAGGAUAGUUCGACCCUUGACGACACAGACAGUCAGUCCAAUCAGUCGUUAGACCUGUAUGACGUCGCGAUUAAAUCAUAUAAAGGUUAUAGGUCAAGUCAUGACCCAAGGUCAGAGUUCAAAGGUUUCGAAUCUGAUCGUCCAAUAGGAAAACAUCACGUGACACCUCGAACGUUCUCGGAUAAUAUCAAAGUGGCUUACAGACAAAAUGGCGUUCAGGGUACUGAGUUGCAUUUAUUUUUACCAAAUAUUGUGCCUAGUUCCGGCGACUGCAACGACCAGUCUCCAGAACCUCAAAGUGAUCAGGAGACCGAUACAAUGUCUUCCAAGGCAUUGCCAACGUUGAACAACAAAUUAAACUAUCUGAACUCAACAAAACCCGGCAACGGAAUUCCCAAACGGACUCGUGUAAUAUCGAGGCGUACUUUGUCUCCUGCGAAACCCCUUAAUAAGGAUAAGCAACGAAAAAGCCGUAACUUUGAAGAAAGAGAGCCAUUUAUUCGGGGAGAAAGUCUGAAAGAAAGACUGGACGAUUUUCCAACGUUAGUUUCUUUGGAUACCAGCUAACACAUUUCUUCUGACAUGUCUUCACCGAGGUCGCUCUUGUUUGUUCUUCUGUAGAUUGGUAAUCAAAUUAGCGAAAGAGUGUCAUAUCCAGCACAGUUUCUUUAAACUUGAUGUUCAGCGGAGCGGUAGGCUGGUGGUUGAGUGAGUGAGUAUGGUUUUACGCGGCUUUUAGGAAUAUUCGAGCAAAAUAACGGCGGGGGACACCAGAAAUGGGUUUCACACAUUGUACCCAUGUUGGGAAUCGAACUGGGUCUUCGGCGUGACAAGCGAACGCUUUAAACCACUGGGCUACCCGACCGCCCCGCUAGUAGUUGAUGCCCCAAAUGGGUACAGUGCGUGGAUCAAAUUUCUGGUGUCCAUCACCGUGAUAAUGGUGGAAUAUUGCUGAUAACUGCGUAAGACCACUUCCACCAACUCUCAUUAGUGUAAAGUAAAACGGUUAAGGAUAUAACUAAAUUAAAACAUUAGUUGGCCCAGAUAUAUUUUAUCGCGUCAAUUCCAGUUUUGAUUGGGAGACGUUUUCAGCCACCAAAAAGGAUACCGUGAAAAGGGAAUAAAUAACCCAACCCAAGUCAAAAUGUGGCUCAUAUUUUAAGAGCGAUGCCGUAUGUUCUCAACUCAACUUGAAGAGUUUAACAUUCCCUCAAACUUGGCAAGCAAAUUGCAACAUCCUAUUUGGUAAAAAUGCAGACUAGCUAAGGCCAGGUUCACACAGUGCCGAUUAUGGCUCCCGUUUGAGAUCAGACAGCGCUACAACACGAAAAGUGAAAGAGUCGAUUACUUGGUUGGCUGGUUGGCUUGUUGUUUAGCGCCGCACUCAGCAAUAUUCCAGCUAUAUGACGGCGGGCUGUAAAUAAUCGGGU